Messenger RNA from Caenorhabditis elegans, 685 nucleotides. It is a transcript of the gene T13C5.7, whose product is annotated as DUF282 domain-containing protein. The record is from RefSeq and is marked reviewed. Bases 81 to 581 code for a protein of 166 amino acids. NCBI's taxonomy places the organism in Eukaryota, Metazoa, Nematoda, Chromadorea, Rhabditida, Rhabditidae. The transcript has 4 exons.
CGUUUGAUUUAAUUUCAACACAGGUCAGUGAAUUCACAAAUUGAACAUAAUUCGUUUAAUUCAGUGUUUAUUUGCACUGUAUGCUUACCAGAAUGAGAAAACUUCAACAAACUAUUUUCCUUGGCUCACUUGCUACAGUUGUGUAUACAUGUAUACCUACUCAAAAUGUUGAUCCUGUAACGACUACAACGGUAGCAACGACAACCACAACUGUCACUGAGCCUCCAUUUCCUUGUAAUGUUUGUCAAAAAGUAUAUGAUCCCGCUUGUAUGGGUUUCGGAAUACCUACCCUGCUUACUGGAUGCCCUACAGCAGCGGAAGCUGGUAUUGAAUACGCCCUGGGAGCUGUUCUCGCAUUGUUUCCGUUUGUACCAGCUGGCUCGUGCAGUACCAUAGUUGUAUGCCCACCAACAACAACUCUGCAGUACAUACUGUUUGGGACCACAUUACCGGGACCAUCUCCGGCAGUUGCGUGGUGUGAAGAGACUGGACCUGACGCUGGUAAAUGGUACACUGGAGUCAGUUGGCUAUUAAGAUUUGAACUUGCAUCUCUUGCAUGUCUGCCAAUCAUUCCCGGAUAACCCGUAUCUUACUUGAUAAAUAAUCAUAAUAACCAUAAUAAUAAUAUUUUUACUAACAAUUCUGAUUAAAUCAAUGAAACGAGUAAUAAAAUUUUAUGAGCGGA